Molecule: messenger RNA, 1858 nt
Organism: Klebsormidium nitens
Lineage: Eukaryota; Viridiplantae; Streptophyta; Klebsormidiophyceae; Klebsormidiales; Klebsormidiaceae
Source: the annotation of a GenBank genome assembly
UGCAUUCUUCGUGAACUGGGAAGAGCUUGGACUCGGAGCACGAGUCAGAGAGCCAGAGACCUGACUGGAGAGAGAGGAAGCCUCCGAAGAAAGACGAGUUCUGGCAUUGAGCGUGUUCACCAUCUUUGAUUCUUAGAAAAUCAAAGCAACCUAGCUAGCUCGAUCUAUUACAUGCUUCUUUAGGCUGGCCGCAAAGUUAUAUUUCAUGAGAACAAUCUGAAAGCGCGGCCGGUACGUUGGGGAGGGCGGUGGUUGAGAGCUUGCUGAUCCAGAUUUUUAAUUUGAAACUCUCAACUCUAGAACUUUGCCUCUGGCAGUCUCACGUUAAGCUGCAACCAUGGUGUUAGCAGAGCUAGGAGGGCGGAUCACGGCCGCCCUCCAGAGCAUGACCAAUGCCACCGUCAUCGACGAAGCGGUGCUCAAGGAAUGCUUGAACGAAAUCGCAAGCGCGCUGCUUCAGGCUGACGUAAACGUCAAGUUUGUCAAGGAGAUGCGAGACAACAUCAAGAAGGUCGUCAACUUUGAUGACCUAGCGGCGGGCCACAACAAGCGGAGAAUCAUUCAGCAGUCUGUGCUCAGCGAGCUGGUGCGCAUGCUGGACCCCGGGAAGCCCGCCUACCAGCUCAAGAAGGGCAAGCCGAACGUGGUCAUGUUCGUCGGCCUGCAAGGGUCCGGCAAGACGACCACGUGCACAAAGUACUCGUACUACUACCAGCGGAAGGGCUUCAAGCCCGCGAUGGUGUGCGCAGACACGUUCCGGGCGGGUGCGUUCGACCAGCUGAAGCAGAAUGCCACCAAGGCCAAGAUCCCUUUCUACGGAAGUUACACGGAGACGGACCCCGUCAAGAUCGCGCAGGAGGGCGUGGAGCGUUUCAAGGCCGAGGGGUGCGACUUGAUCAUCGUAGACACGAGCGGGCGGCACAAGCAGGAGGCGGCGCUGUUCGAGGAAAUGAAGGCGGUGGAAGACGUCGUGAAUCCGGACUUGGUGAUCUUUGUGAUGGACAGCAGUAUCGGACAGGCGGCGUUUGCGCAAGCGAAAGCGUUCAAGGACACGUCGAACGUGGGGGCGGUGGUCGUGACCAAGAUGGACGGGCAUGCAAAGGGAGGCGGGGCACUGAGCGCAGUGGCGGCCACCAAGAGCCCGGUGAUCUUCAUGGGCACGGGCGAGCACAUGGACGAACUAGAGGUGUUCGAGGCCAAGUCGUUCGUGAGCCGGCUGCUAGGAAUGGGCGACAUGAGCAGCUUCGUGAACAAAAUCACGGAGGCGAUUCCCCUAGACCAACAGCCGGAGUUGCUCGAGAAGCUGAGCCAGGGCCAGUUCACGCUGCGCAUCAUGUACGAGCAGUUCCAGAACAUCCAGAAGAUGGGGCCGCUGAAUCAGAACAUCCAAAAGAUGGGGCCGCUGAAUCAGGUGAUGUCGAUGAUCCCCGGCUUCAACGAGCAGCUGAUGCCCAAGGGGAUGGAGAAGGAGAGCCAGGCGCGGAUAAAGCGGUUCAUGACCAUGAUGGAUAGCAUGACGGACGAAGAACUGGAUUCGAGCAAUCUGAAGUUGAUAGCGGACCCGUCGAGGCUGACACGAGUUGCACGGGGAUCGGGACGGCCGCUACGAGACGUCCAAGAAAUGAUCGAGGAGUACAAGAAAAUGUCGAAGGCCUGGAAUGGUAUGAAGAAUCUUAAGAUCAACAAAAAGGGUAUGCUCAACCCCGCUAACCAGAAUCAAAACAUGGCGCAGCUAAGUAAAGCGCUGCCACCGCAGGUUUUGAGGCAGAUGGGCGGGAUAGGAGGGUUGCAAAACAUGAUGAAGGAGAUGAACGGAAAGGACAUGCAGGGCAUGCUCAAGAGCAUGGGGAUGGGAUGA